Molecule: messenger RNA, 6646 nt
Organism: Drosophila mojavensis
Lineage: Eukaryota; Metazoa; Arthropoda; Insecta; Diptera; Drosophilidae
Gene: plx
Product: TBC1 domain family member 4
Exons: 8
Coding region: 2061-6611 (1516 amino acids)
Source: RefSeq, a predicted model, not a curated record
AGAUUGUGCUUGUUUGGCGGGCGAAAAUGUUAUUUCGAUUAAAAUUGUUAACUCGUGGCUCACUUAGGCUUAAUUGAUUAAAACAGCAAUGAAUUAAACUAUAAAUUGAAAUGGCAUGCGCCCGUGUUUUCAUAUAGUCAUCAACGGCGUACACAAAUCUCAACGCAUGCGCCCAAUGGACAGGAUGUAGGACGACUGCUAUAUCGGCAUAGAAAAAUUGUGCGAUACCGACUAGCAGGAGCGUUCGAGCCGUAAUUCGUGCUUUUUGCUAUUCAGUGCUUUAUGUUACUUCACAGUGAUUUGGCGAAUACGUCUUCAAUCGGUUAGAUAUAUAAUUUUUCUUCGCAACCAACAAACGCGUCGUCGUGGUGUACCUGUUUACGUGUGUGUAUGUACAUAUGUGUGCAUCGUAUGCAUUUCUGUGUCGAGGUAGAAGUAAACUUAAAAAGCACACUGUGAAACCAUAGCAAAGUAAAAUAUAAAUGUUUAUACAAAAGUAAAUUCCAACAUUGCCAUCGAGCGUAUUUUUAGGGGUGACUAUGUUUAGUGCUGGCUUCUCCCCUGCCUCUGCACUCUGGCACUUAUGGUGGUGGCUCCUGAGCUCUGUCUUACACAUUCCUAUUUCUAGCAGUGCAAAAAAAAAAAAUGUAAAAAAAGCUAAGAAGCAGCAAUGCUCAGUUUUUACUUUGCUUCUGCGAAUAAAAAACGGAAGAAGAUGUCUAAGCUUAUAUACCCUCUGAAACUGGAACAAAAUCAACUUUUUAAUAGAUUAUAUAUGCAUAUAGAUUAAGUAAUAUGCAAUUAUAAAAUUAUAUAAAUAUUGACUACUGACUAUUGACUCUCCUUAUAAACUAUACGUUCUUCGUAACUAUGUCAUGCCUGCUGGAAUACUUAUCAGUAAAAGUACAAUUUAACGAGUUAUUUUAAUUAACUAGAGAACAAAGUGAACUGAAAACAAGUAAUAAUAAUAAUAACUGACCAACUCUAACGUACACUGUCUUCAAAGAUAACAAUUCGAAUUGAGCUCGAACACACAGUUGCAUUUUAAUAAGUUAUGAUACCCGCUGAAAAUUUUUGUUAUCCAGGGUAUCGCGCCGAAAAAUCAAUAGAGAAGUAAUCUUUCCUGCUGAUGAGCCGCACUUUCUGCGUCAUCAAUACGAAUAUACAAAUGGUAGAAUUUGCUAUGUCACAAAUUUUUAAUAUGAUCCCUCACGAAGUGAUGUUGUAUAUUAUUGAUGUGCUAACCAAAUAGCCACAAGCGAUUUCGGCGCUAUUGAAGUUAGGGACAGCGAUUUUGAAUAUAUACUCGUUGUUACCCACUAAUAUUUUCCCGAUACGCACUGUAGAGGUGUGGCAAAGCGUAAAAUUCUAUUUAUGGGACAACGUAAACGCUCUUCUUUAUAAAUGAUAGAGGAUUGUGAUUUGAAAUAAAUCACAUAAUAGUCAUAUAAAUUAUCUAAUAUUUUGACUACUAAAGUGUUAUCUAUUAUAUUUUCUAAUGUCUUAGAGCUACGAAAUUCGAUAGUUGAGUUGUACUGUCUCUCUAACGAUUGAUAGAAUAUUUCUCAUCGAUAUCCCCCCGCAACUCGAAUAUGAACGAAUAAUAUACAUCUGAUCUCUACUAUUGAUUUAUCAAAAUUCGCAUACAUAUAAAUGUGUAGUUGGGGGCGUGGAAAAUCGAACGACCGGAAUGCUCCAAUAUUUUAAAGCUCUAGCAUAAACAGAUUCACAAUUCAGAAAAUGCUAAUACUGUGAGAGGGUAUUAUGCAGAAGAUGGCAUUCGAGUGAGAUACUCUGACUUAUUUAAUUUAAAUUUCAGUGCUCUUUUAUCUAAUUAUUUCUCAAACGGUUAAAAAACAUUUAUAGACCGUAAAACAAACAUCAGAACCCAACGCGAAAUAAUGAAAAGUUAAGAAAUACAUAAAGACCGAACAAAAUUUAUGGAAAUGUAAUUUACAAUGCAAAUUGUGCUGCAUUUAAUUUUAACGUCAAUAUUGAAAAUUAUCAAAAGUAUACCCAAGCAGUAUAGUCGAGCUUAAUAAAUAAACAAACUCCUUAAGAUGAAAACUCGACUCGUUACGUUGACAUAUCGGGGUAGUGCGUCCGUCGAUCCGCGCUAUUCUGCUUCGAUGUUGCCAUGGACCAUAAACGAUAUUCGAUCCACAGAGAGUUACACAAAGCUGUCAGUUGGCAUUGAGCAUGGCAUACUGGAAUCAUACAACUCUGAUUUUGAGUUACAAUUUAGCCAUCCGCUAAAGCAUAUCGUUGGCAUGUGUCGCAUCAUUCACAAGCCGCAGGUGAAGAACAUCGGAAAUGGUUUCGUACAGCUCAAGUCAAAUACUAAUCAGGCUCCAGCUGCCAACUGUGGAGCUUCAGUUGGAAGCAUGUCAGCUGUUGCUGCUGGCUCAUCGGUCGCAAAUAGUUCGCGUACAUCGUUAACCACGUCAACUUCCUAUGGUUCACUCUCGUCGUCUUAUCAGCUGCAGCAACAGCAACAGCAACAGCAACAGCAGCUGCUGCAAGCGGCAGAUGCAGAGCCGCAGAACUUUAUGGAUUUCCAGGGACCCAUCACCGGGUUCGUCUACUUACUAAAGGAUCCGAAGGACCCGCUGCUGCACAUCUAUCUAUUCGAAUGCGAUACUGUUGAGGAGAUGGCAGAGCUGAUGCAUCAAAUGCGUGACCCGGCGCACACGCUUGGCGGCUCGGUGGGCAGCAUACCACAAACAUUGAUUGCUGGAGCUAGCGGCAGCGCCCAUGGUUCACUGAAUGGGAUACAUGCCACGCCGGCGACAAAUUUAAAGAUGAGCGAGGCGCUGCGUAGUGCCCAACACGAUGCUAGUCCCAAUCUAGUAAGCUCCCAAAUGAAAUCAUCAAAGUCCUACACUCAUGGGCUGAGCAACUCAUCGGGCACAGUAAACAUUCCCACAUCCACGUCGGCACAAAGUAAUCUAUCGCUGCUGGCGGACAUUUCGCCGAAUCACACACACUUCUUUGAGGUCAUGUAUGUGGGCAAGAUACGCGUCUCACAGAAGCGAGUCCCCAACACCUUUAUUGACGACGCCCUGCCCAAAUUUAAGGCAUACGAUGCGCAACGUUUGCGAAUCAUGCAAAAUCGCAAGAUGUCUCUGAAUAGUGAAGGUGGCGUUGGAAUUGAAGCUAAGAGUGGAGGCGGAACUUUAAAAAGCCACGAGCUGAAGGAGGAGGACGAGGAGGAGAUAGAAGCAUUGCCUAAGCCACAGGUCGAACUCCAGUUGACGGGCGCCGAAAUGGAUGCCAUAGCACAGCCAUUAGACUCCAACAAAGAGAAUAAAUCGCCAGCUAAACGCGCCUUGCAGCGCGGUCAUAGCCAACUGGAGCUGGGCCAAAAACAGGUUAUCCCCAAGAUGAGAGAUCGUUCUGCUUCGCAGGGUUGCAUACCACCCUAUGCUGAACAGAAUCGCACGAUGGUCUUCUUGGUGGGUCGCAGCGACUUGAGACUCAUUUCACCGGAUCGCAAGCAGGUGUUGCUCUACAAGGACUUCAAAGAUGUGGCCAGCUGUGUGCACGGCCAGAAAGCGGUGGAUCACUUCGGCAUCAUCUGCCGUGAGCUGAACAGCGAAGGCUACAUUGGCUAUGUGUUUAAGUGCCAGUCAGAGCACGUAUGUGAUGACAUCGUAGCCGCCAUUGCCCAAGCCUUUGAUACCUGCGCCGAGCAAAAAAAGAAACAUGAGACCCAGAUCUUCAGCUGCGAGCAUUGCCCAAUGCUCUGGUAUCAUAAGCUCUGCACCGAUGUGGAGGGGCUUUCCGAAAAGAAAACGCAGACCGCCAUUUGGCGUCACAUUGCCACGCUGAGCGCUGAUGAGUACGAUAUGGUUUGCGCCAAGUACUAUGGAUCUGAGAAGACAAACUGCUCUGUCUCUGAACAGAACCAGUUCCUCAUGAUGCUGUUACGGGCACAUUGCGAGUCGCGGCAGCAGCGACAUGUUCAUGAUACCGCUGAGAACCGAUCUGAAUUUCUUAAUCAGUAUUUGGGCGGCAGCACCAUCUUCAUGAAGGCGAAACGAUCGCUGACAAACUCAUUUGAUAACCUGCUCAAACGAAAACCCUCCAAGGACGACAUAUCCCUUCCAACACACAAUUUGCAUGAAAUACGUGAAGGAUCUGCAGAGCAACAGGGCACCGACGGCUCGCUCCCGGGCUUCAGAUCUCGAGCGAGCACUGUAGGCGCCAGCCCCAGCAAUAAACCAAGUGCUGAUCACCUUAAGAGCCCAAUGAUGGAUAUCUUCAUUAAAGUGGGUAACAGUCCUAAGGACGCUGAGACACAUCAGGGGUCAUGGCGACAGGCUAUACUGAACAGCGUAGUUACUCCGUCCAAGGCUUUGGAUAACGAGACGCCCACCGAAUUUCUGUCGCCCAUGCGCAAACCUGUAAAGCGUGGCAAACGCGAUGCAGCCGAGCUGCGAGAGCUGUGGCGCACGGCUAUUAGACAGACAAUUAUGCUGAACCGCAUGGAAACGGAGAAUGCCAUGCUGCAGGCACGCCAGAAUGAGAACGAGCUAAAGCGCAUCAAGCUUGACUAUGAGGAGAUUGUACCAUGCGACAAGCAGCUGAUCGAACGCUGGGAGCAAAUCAUUGAGCGGAACUCUAUGCAAAUUGGCAACAAAAAGGAUCCCAAAGUGCUGCGCCAUGCUAUACGUACAGGAGUGCCGCGGUCAAAGCGUGGUGACGUGUGGACGUUUUUGGCCGAACAGUAUUCGAUGAACAUGGCGCCAGUGGAUACGAAACGAUUUCCAAACUACAACACACCGUAUCAUACGCUGCUUAAACAGUUGACCGAACAUCAGCAUGCGAUAUUUAUUGACCUGGGGCGCACUUUUCCCAAUCAUCAAUUUUACAAGGAUCCGCUUGGGCUGGGUCAAUUGUCGCUGUUUAAUCUGCUGAAGGCAUACUCCAUACUCGAUCCAGAACUGGGAUACUGUCAAGGUCUCGGAUUUAUUUGUGGUGUGCUAUUGUUACAUUGCGAUGAAGCCAGCGCUUUUCAGUUGCUGAAGCACCUAAUGUUUUGUCGCAACAUGCGCACCAAAUACCUGCCAGAUAUGAAAAAGUUUCAGCUGCAGCUGUAUCAGCUGUCCCGUCUGGUCAAGGAUCAUCUUCCCGAUCUGUAUAUGUGGCUGGAUCAGAACGAUGUUUCGCCCACUUUAUAUGCAGCGCCGUGGAUUCUUACCGUAUUCAGUUCACAGUUUCCAUUGGGUUUUGUAGCGCGUGUUUUUGAUUUGGUUUUCCUUGAAUCCUCUGAUGUUAUUUUUAAGUUUGCUAUUGCGUUGCUCACUGUGCACAACGAACAGCUACUGGCACGCAAUAACUUUGAGGAGAUAAUGGAUUAUUUGAAAUCGAUGGUGCCUAAAAUUGAGGAGCACUGCAUGGAGCAAAUCAUAAAAAUUGUGUUUUCGCUGGACAUUGGCAAGCAGCUAGCGGAGUACAAUGUGGAGUACAACGUGUUGCAGGAGGAAAUAACUACAACAAACCAUCAUCUGGAUCUGUUGAAUAGAGAGAAGUCGCUAAAUCAGCAUCUUGAGCAGCAGCUGCAGUUCGCUCAAUCAUCCAUUGCACAGCUGGAGAUGACGCGUUCUUCACAGCAAACGCAAAUAUCGACACUGCAAACACAGGUGCAGUCGCUGGAACUGACAAUACAAACCCUCGGCCGAUACAUUGGGCAACUGGUGGAGUACAAUCCGGAAUUAGAAUUGCCCAGUGAGGUGAGACGAAUGCUGCAGCAACUAGAUGACCUGGAGCGACAGCGACGCAAGCCCAUCUUUGCCGAGCGUAAAAUUGGAAAAUCCGUUUCGGUCAAUAGCCACUUGGGGUUUCCACUAAAGGUGCUCGAAGAGCUGAGCGAAAAAGACGAACAUGGUUCGCCCCAAAAGCAGAAGAAGGAGAAGACACCUUUUUUUGAGCAACUGCGCCACCAGCAACAACAACUGCAGCAGCAGCGUAACACACACAGUAAUGGCCAUCCCGAAUUCCAUAAUAAUUCUGUCUCGCCAACACCACCAACGCGUCCCAAUCGGCUGCUGGACAAUACCAAUGCAAGAAGCGUGAUGCAAACGAAACUGGAUGAGUUAAAGCUGCCGGAACAUGUCGAUAAGUUUGUAGCUAAUAUGAAAAGUCCAUUAGAGGUGGACUCGGGUGUUGGCACACCACUGAGUCCACCCAGUACGGCAAGCAGCAACAGCACCAUUAGCAACAGCAGUGUUGGAAGCAUCUUUAGUCGCAUGGGGUAUAAGACCACGCCCACAGCGCUUUCGCCGUUAGCCACGCGGCAGAGCUAUGGUGGCGCCAUUGCAAUUACAACAGCUCCUACGGUGGCACCAGUCGAACAAAUCUUAACCACAACUGCUGCCAUGGGUGUGCAGGAUGGAAGGGAGCCUGAGCCGGGCAUGCAUCCACUUAGUAUGGUGGGCGGCGAUGUUAAUGUUCGUUUCAAGGGCACCACUCAGCUGAAGUCCAUACGGCCCAUACAUCAUAUGCGAGCGAUUACACUGGCAGGCGUGCCGCCGAGCAGCGCAGAUCCAACGGUGGAGCUUGAGAUACCAACAACAGGUCCAACAGCAGCGGCCACCGGUCGCAGUUAACGCUUCUGAUUGAUGGACAAAAUGCUGCGUGGCCU